AUGAAAGUCUUUCUAUCAUUAUUCGUUAUUUAUUUCUUAGCCAUCAAUAUUCAAAUUAACAAUGCAGAGAUCGAUUGUACCAUCUAUGCCAAUGAUCUUAAAAUUAUUAAUCUAAAUCCAUUUUAUGUUUCACUUAAUUUUUAUCCUUCAUCUACAUCCAUAAAGCUCAAUUAUGAAUCACAAGUUACAGAUUUCAAUAUAUUUAAUAAUGUUAAUCCAUCUUCAAAUAUAUAUUGUUUGAAAAAUUUAGAAAAUCUUCAAUUAGUAAAUACAAAUCUAACAAUAUUACCUGACAUAAAAAAUUUUCAAAAAUUAACAUCAUUAUUAAUUCAAUCGGAUAAUGGUAUUAUUGGUCAACAUUUACCAUCGGAAUUAGGAGAAUUAAUAUCUUUAUCAUAUUUAAAAUUAUUUGAUAUUAAAAAUCUUGAAGAUUUACCAAAUGAAAUUGAUCAUUUAAUUCAAUUACGAAUAUUAAUGUUACAGAAUAUUCCAAAUUUUAAUAAAAUACCUGAUGAAAGUAUGGGUAAAUUAAUUAAUCUUAGGGUUUUAAAUUUAAUUGAUUUACCAAAUUUAUCGACUAUUCCAUCAACAAUAAAAAAUUUUCAAUCAUUAAUACAAUUUGAAAUAACUAAUACAAAUAUUAAAAAUUUAGAAUUAGAAAAUCUUCAUGGAUUAUCUACUUUAACUAUAAAAUCUAAUUCAAUAUUACAAACAAUUGAAAUUGUUAAUAUGUUACUAUUAGCUUCCAUUCAAAUUCAAAAUAAUAAUGAAUUAUUAACAUUAAAAUUUCAAAAUUUAUCUUCAUUAUCAUCAUUAACAAUGUCAUCAAAUUCAAAAUUAACUUCUUUAGAUAUGGAAAAUAUAUCAAUUCUUCAAACAAUUUCAUUAAGUGAUAAUAAACAAUUUAAAAUAGCAACAUUCAAAAAUUUAUCUAAUUUAAAUAGUAUUAAUUUUUCAUUUUUAGCUAAUUUUGAAUCAAUUUCAUUUGAAAAUACACCAGCAUUAUCAACUGUUAGUAUAACAGCAAGUAGUCUAUCGAAAAAUAUUUCAUUUCUUAAUGUACCAUCAAUUAUAAAUCUUGAUUUAUCUGGAUGUCAAUUAACAACUUUUCCAGAAAGUAUUUUAACAUUAAAAUCUUUAGUCAAUUUAAUUUUAAAAGUAAAUCAAUUAUCAACAUUACCAUUAACAUUAUCAACUGAUUUACCAAAUUUACAAGUUCUUGAUUUAUCGAGAAAUAAUUUUCAAGGAAAUAUUUUUCAACAAUCACCAUUAAUUUAUCUUCGUGAACUUUAUUUAAGUAAUAAUUCUUUGGUAUCUAUCGAUGGUAUUGGAGAAUAUGAAUCUUUACGAAAUUUAGAUUUAAAUUAUAAUAAAAUUUUAUCAAUUCCACUUGAAAUUAUGGAAUUAUCAUCAACAUUGAAUACAUUAACAAUUAAUUAUAAUCAAUUGCAUAGUAUUCCAUAUCAAAUGACAAAUAUGAGAGGAUUAACCUCACUUAUAGCCACCUAUAACAAUAUUUCGGAUAGUGAACGACAAUAUCUUUAUCAAAUAUUUAAUCCAACAACUAUACAAUUUAUUAUUUAA
Molecule: messenger RNA, 1584 nt
Organism: Rotaria sordida
Lineage: Eukaryota; Metazoa; Rotifera; Eurotatoria; Philodinida; Philodinidae
Source: the annotation of a GenBank genome assembly